Messenger RNA from Frankliniella occidentalis (western flower thrips), 1845 nucleotides. It is a transcript of the gene Trmt6, whose product is annotated as tRNA (adenine(58)-N(1))-methyltransferase non-catalytic subunit TRM6. The transcript has 2 exons. The record is from RefSeq and is a predicted model, not a curated record. Gene Ontology annotation, biological process: tRNA methylation. The coding region runs from base 350 to 1777 and encodes 475 amino acids. Gene Ontology annotation, cellular component: tRNA (m1A) methyltransferase complex; nucleus. NCBI's taxonomy places the organism in Eukaryota, Metazoa, Arthropoda, Insecta, Thysanoptera, Thripidae.
GUUGCCUCGCUGUAGGUUCUUUGCCACUCUCACGAUACGUUAUUUUUCGCUAAGCUUCUAACUUUCAAUUUAAUAUUCAAAGAACCUUGAAACUUCUUGUUAGAUCUCCGACUGCAAACGUAACUCCCGCGGGUCAGAAAACUUCGAUACUAUCGAAGACGCUGUUGAUGUUUCGGUCCGGGUCGGGGUGUCUGGCCAUCAACAGAACACAUGUUAUGGUUAUGGUUAUAUUUUGAAGAUUAUUGAUCUGACAUCUCUUGAUUCCUGGAAGAGGUAAACCCUUUAGUCACGCGUGAUACUCUUCUGCUUGGCGGUUGUUUCAAUUUUUUCAGGUUCUGAAUUUUGCGUGAUGGCUGCAGCUUUGGAUAUUGUGAAGGCUGGUGACUACAUAGCUAUUCAGCGACAAGAUUAUUUCAAGCUCCAUAAGGUGGCCGAAAAUGGGACAGUAAAUCUUGGCAAAGAUAUUUUAGACAUUGGCAUGGUAAUUGGAAAAUCUGUAUGGACAACGUACAGAAUGGAACAGAAAAAAGGGGGAAGACGAAACUACCAGUUAAAAGAAUGUAGUGUUAAUGACCUGAAAGAUGACUCAAUAACUAUGAGUAAUAAUAGUACAACCACUAGUGGUACCGACAAUCGUAACAUCGUUGAUGAUGGCAGUAGUCAGAAACUUUCUAUGGAAGAAAUAGUUAGUUUAAGAGAUGAGGGGCUUUCUUCCAAAGAAAUUGUCGGGACCCUGAUUGAAAACAGUACGACAUUUCAAAGUAAAACAGAAUACUCUCAGCAAAAAUAUCUGAAGAAAAAGGAAAAGAAAUACUUUGAAUACAUAACAGUGAGAAAGCCAACCCUUCGUCUAAUUGCUGAAAUUAUGUUCAGGUUGGAUCAAGGGAAAAUAUUUGGCCUCCGAAUGGAUACAUUGUCUCAAAUAACUACAGCAGUCAAUCUCCAUUCUCAUGGGAGAUACAUAGUUUUUGAAAGUGGAUGUCAGGGACUUCCUGCAGCAGCAAUGCUUAAUGGACUCUCCAGUGAAGGCAGACUUGUUUAUGUUCAUCUUGGAAAUUACCCUUCAAAGCAAGCCUUACUAGCUCUUAAUUUGACUGAGGAACAAGAUAAUUCACUAAUUUGUGUUAAUAUAUAUAACUUACUACGGAAAAUUAAAAGUGAAAGUAAUGGCAAUUCAGCUGAAGAAGCCAUUGUACUGGCAAAAGAUCAAGAAGUAUUUAAUGAUGAAGAAGUGAAGAAAGAAGAAUCAUCUUCCGAGAAAAUUGAAUUAACCCCUGCUUUAAAGGAAGAAAGUACCACGCCAGAAAAAGAAAUGAAGAUAUCAAGUUCUGAAGAAGCUAAUGAUAAGGAUCAGAUACUCACCAACUCUGACCAAGAAAACAGCUGCCCAAAUAAAAGAAAGCACAGUGAGAGUGGCAAUGAUGAUGGAUCUGCAAAGAAGAAGUCACGCUGGGAGGUUGAGACUGACAGAGCUGCAAGCACACUAAGCGCCAAAGCAGAUGGACUAGUUAUUGCCUGUAGAGAACACCCCUCUUCUGUCUUAAAAGCUCUUCUCCCAUUAAUUGCACCAUCCCGUAACUUUGUUGUGUAUGGGCAAGUGAGAGAGCCCCUUUUAGAGCUUCUUCAAGAACUUAUCAAAAGGCCUGAUGUCACUAACGUAAGGCUCACUGAUACAUGGCUUAGAAAUUAUCAGGUAGAGUCUAACAGGACACAUCCUCUGGUAAACAUGACGGGUAGUGGAGGGUAUUUGUUGACUGGAGUAAAAGUUCAGCUUUAGCUGUUUAAGGCAAUUAUUGAUGUAAAAAUUGCAUUUUUUGUUAAUUAAUAAAAAUGGAGUAUUAUCUA